GAAUGACCAAGACACAGUUACUUUCAGCCAUCGAAAUGAUCGGUAUGUGCAUUUGUCAAGAUUUCUGCACAUGAAUGAUCAGCAUAACACACAGAUUUUCACGUUUCUACUGUUGCCUCAUUUGCUGUGCAGUACACUGGAGGAGGUUGAGUCUGCGCCGUUUAUCUAUGCAGACCACCAGUGGAUUGUGAGUUUUCGAAAGAGUGAGACACAUUUGGGAGUGUUUCUGGAAUUAGCUCUCACCAAUUCCGAUAGAUCAACUAACCGAAAGCAUAAAAGUCCGAGUGAGAAUUCAAACAGCUAUGUACAAUGGAGGACUGUAACAGUGGAUUUUCAGUGCACAUUAAAAAAUCCCGAACAUUUUUCUAGAAAUGAAUUAUUUGCACGUCGUGGAUGUACGUUCAGCGCCACUCAGGCUAAGCACGGUCGUAGGCGCUUUAUCGAUCUGAGUCUGUUAUCCUCAAAACACUUUUUGUUUGAUGAUGGGAAGUGUGUUUUCGAAAUUGAACUGAAAAAUCCGGAUAUUUUUCUUCACUUGUGGGCCUACCAGUGUCAAGAUCCUGCGAGCUACUUCUCUCGUACAGCUGAAACCACCUUGUGUGAAAACCGAGCUGUUAAACUAAUGCGGAUGGAUGGGUCAGUCAUUCACUUUGACAAAUCGCUCCACUUUGAGACGGAAAGCUUCGAGUUUUCGGACUCACCAUGGAUGGUUACAGUGGACAUGGAACCCGGACAUUUGGAAACAACCGAGGGUCCCACCACUGUUGACCCCGCGGAUGUAACAGUUGCAGUGGAAAUAUGCCUUGUUCGAAAGACUACAAGGACAAGAGUCCACUCGGGUUCCACACCGAGAACUCACAACAAGCACUGCACCAACUUUUGCCGUCUAAAGUGUGUGGCCACUCUCCCGGGUGACUGCGUGACCGGAGUGAUGGAGUUUUCCAUCGGAUCACAGGGUUGGCCCAUGCAAGCGUACCGUACAACGUUUGAAAGGUCCGCAUACGAGGUAAACUCUAAUGACGAACUAUCCGUCGGUUACAUAUCUCCAGUGGACUUGAAUCCACAGGGGGCAAAACUGAAAACCUCAGGAUCCCCAAUUGCGUUACUACUCUCCACUAUUUCUUCGCCAUUCAGUGUUGGUUUAAGAAUAUUGUCAACUUCAUAUUUAACAUUUUUGGAGGUACCCAUAUCGAUGACUGAUGAACAACCCAGAUCAACGCAUCUCACGGACCCAUUUGAUUUGCCUUGGUAUAUUCGCACCAUUACGACUGGUCGCAUUUUACGUAUCAAACUUCAACCCAUUUACCACCGAACAUCACAACAGUCAAACAAAAGAUCCAUUACACCUACAUCCUCAGAGACACAUACGUGUUAUCUUCCAGGUAUCGCCUGUGUCUUGGGUGUGGAAUUAAGGAUCGAUGCACUCACGCAGAAGCUGCACCCUCCAGUUUGCCCCUUAGGUAUGGACCUUGUAGAGCUGAUUCGGUACAACGCAUAUAUGGAUGCCUAUGCACGAGGUUCAUCUGAUCCAGAGAGAUGUACCAGGUCUAACGAACAGAAGACUCAUUCGAGGAGUUCACAAGAAGAGUAUGAAGGGCCUCUGGAAGAUACAUAUGACGUUGUCAUGGAUAUCGCGGUAGACAAAGUACUGGACAAAAGUUCCGGUUUUGUGAAUCCCUUGAAUGACACAAUUCUGGUUGAAAUAAUGUGGGUGUACAAGCACAUUGUCUUUCUGGAGAGGACGCAAACAAUAGAUGCGAUCAAUCAGCGUCAAUACAUUCAAAUGCGAAAUGAACUUGAACAAAUCAGAAAGGAGAGGGACGAACUUGAAAAACAAGUGGUGAUCAAGGAAAUGGGAUUAGUUCAAGUCGACGCCAAAGCAUGUGGACCAAGAAGUCUUUUGCCUAAAGAAGCUCUAUAUAAUCUGAAGCCCCUUUCUGAUCUGUCCGUUCAAUCCAGGAGCAACCGUUCUGCGGUUUCCGAUAAUGACAUUUCAGGGAAUCGACAAUUACAAAAAUUAAGCACCGAUUCAGUUGAUGAUUAUUCCGAGAACUUUGGGUCGCGAACUUCUCUUCCAAUGAGCCGCAAGGAACCAAUUGGAGGUAGAGGCCAAAACUCGCCGCGGUGCGAUUUUCAUUCGAAACCUAGACGGGCAGCGGCGACCCAGCUAUUCAGACAUUCUGGGCAACAGUCGUUUGAUUAUGCUCAAAAUAUGUAUGAAAACAUUUCAAGGACGAGCAACACAGCUUGUGCCACACCUGAGUACAAUCAUUCUGGCCUACCGGAACGUCGAAAACAAUUCUACAAAUCAAGAACGAUAUGGCAAACCUAUGACAGUUAUCAAGGAGAUCAACAUGGUUUGAUGAAAACUAGUCUACAUACUCAGUCAUCUAGUAGUUGGAGCACACCGGGCGAUUCGAGAGGCAGACAAGUGGCAGAAAACGGAAGACUGCGAGUCAAACAAAGAAACUAUCCAUCUCGUACUGGCUACGUGGAUCACGAACAAACUGAUUAUUUGUUUGGUUCAUAACAAGUGUUCAAAAUCUCUCUGGUUUCCAAUAUUUUCUCAUUGCAUCCACAGAUCGAUUCGGUUGACCAUUAUCACCCGUUUAUGUCCACUCGUGCAUAUUCAAUGUAUUUUAAAAACGAUGUUGUGACUUGGAAUCAGG
Molecule: messenger RNA, 2669 nt
Organism: Opisthorchis viverrini
Lineage: Eukaryota; Metazoa; Platyhelminthes; Trematoda; Opisthorchiida; Opisthorchiidae
Exons: 4
Coding region: 71-2530 (819 amino acids)
Molecular function (GO): protein binding
Source: RefSeq, a predicted model, not a curated record